AUGUCAGCAAGCGCUGCUAGUAGCGCUCGCGUCGCCCUCCUCGCCGAGGCCUCUCGGCGCUCGGAAGUGCCUGGCGCCGGCUCGCCUGCGUUUCCUGGAGUGACGCCACCACUGAGGCUCGCAGUUGAGCCGUCCUCUGAUCGCCGCAGCCUUGUGUCCGACGGGCAGUCGCUGGCCCCGGGGCCAUUGGAGGGCGAUGCCAAUGGUGCUGCCGCUUCCGCUGCCUGCAAGCCUCCGCCACCGUCCGCCCCACUGCUCCACGCCGGCCACUACGUCGUACUGCUGCUGCUCAACUGCAUCGGCGCAUUCUCCUCCGACUGCUACAUCCCGAAUCUGUCCGACGUGGUCGACGACCUGAAGGCCACGGACCAGGAGGUGAGCCUCACCAUCCAGGUCAACUGGUACAUGCUCGGCUUCGCCACACCGAUCGUCGGCUAUCUCUCCGACGUGUACGGCCGCAAGGUCGUCAUCUGCUCGACGCUGCUCGUCUACGUGGUGGGCGCCGUGGGCAGUGCGCUCGCGCCGACGAUCGGAUGGCUGCUCGCCGCGCGGUGCGUGCAGGGCGUGGGCGAGUCCGUCUCGAUCAUCACCUCUGCCAUCAUCCGCGACGUGGUCGACGACAAGCAGCGCCGGAUGCGAGUGCAAGCCUACUUCACGACGAUGCGGCCGCUCAUGCUGCUCGGGGGGCCGAGCGUCGGCGGCUUCAUCGGCACCGCCUUCGGAUGGCGGAAUCUGAUGAAGGGCCUCUCUUGCUGGGGCGGCCUCACCAUCCUCCUCAUGUACUUUAUCCCAGAGUCGAAUGCGGCGCUGCGCCGCAUGUACUCCAACGUCGACUUUGUCGGACUGACGGUCGCCGCGGCGAUCAACAUGGGCGCGGCGCGAGACUGA
Emiliania huxleyi CCMP1516 is the source of this 888-nucleotide messenger RNA. RefSeq lists its product as hypothetical. The transcript is spliced from 3 exons. Gene Ontology annotation, biological process: transmembrane transport. Bases 1 to 888 code for a protein of 295 amino acids. Gene Ontology annotation, cellular component: membrane. Gene Ontology annotation, molecular function: transmembrane transporter activity. Lineage: Eukaryota; Haptophyta; Isochrysidales; Noelaerhabdaceae. The record is from RefSeq and is a predicted model, not a curated record.